Arxiozyma heterogenica is the source of this 837-nucleotide messenger RNA. RefSeq names its product Asi2p (gene ASI2). NCBI's taxonomy places the organism in Eukaryota, Fungi, Ascomycota, Saccharomycetes, Saccharomycetales, Saccharomycetaceae. The coding region runs from base 1 to 837 and encodes 278 amino acids. The transcript has a single exon. The record is from RefSeq and is a predicted model, not a curated record.
AUGCUUGACAAUGCUAACAACACUAUUGACGAUGAAUUAUACAAUAGAUUUAUCACAGAGGUUAGAAGAAAUAUAGAAUCUACAAAUAAUAUAGGAGGGAGUAAUUCAACUAAUCCUAUUAUUAAUUCUUCUUCUUCUACUACUACUACUGGUGGUGGUAGUGAUGACACCAAUAACAAUAGUAAUAAUAAUAAUAACUAUAGUAGAAACAGUCAUGGUGACAUAUAUGCAAGAAUAUUAAGGAGUUUACUGUAUAUUGACUAUAUAUUUAUGUUAAUUACAUUGCCCAUGACACUAUACACUAUCUUUAAUCUAGCAAUAAAUUUGGUUACUUUUAAUUUUAAUAAUAGUGACAACGUUGAAAAUGUUAUUGGUAGUGAAGAUAUAUUUCACAAAUUACAAAUAUAUUUCAAGUAUGUUAAAGUAGAAGAGGAUAUGAUUUCUACAACCACUGGUAAUAAUAAGGGUAAGUUUGAAGAAAUACUACUUUUCAUAUAUAAUAAAUUGUUUAGUAGAAUUAAAACAAUUAAUUUUGAAUCAAUGACGACAAAUACAAAUAAACUUAACAGUAAGCCAAGUGAGAUAGAUUUAAUUGACACACUAGGACUGCUUGGUAAAUUCCACAAAACAAUAAGAUACUACACAACACCUUUAGAAAAUCUCAAAUUCUAUCCGUCACUAAUUAAGAGUUUGACAACAAUAAUUUUUCUAUUAUAUGGGUUUAUUGGUUCUUCGUAUGUAAUUUUGUUGAAUAUGUUUUUCAUAUUAUGUCUAAUCCUGACAUUAUUUAGAAGGUAUCAAGACGUAGCAGAGAUUAUUAUUAAACAAUUCUGGUAA